Molecule: messenger RNA, 4869 nt
Organism: Vollenhovia emeryi
Lineage: Eukaryota; Metazoa; Arthropoda; Insecta; Hymenoptera; Formicidae
Gene: Ptip
Product: PAX-interacting protein 1
Exons: 9
Coding region: 162-4235 (1357 amino acids)
Cellular component (GO): MLL3/4 complex
Source: RefSeq, a predicted model, not a curated record
GCUCCACGACAUAACCUGCAAUCAUAAUAAUAACAAAAGCGUCGCGACGGACUUUUGUUAUCAAAUACUGCGGAGUCACAUCGCAGCGGAACAGGAUCUUGCGCGGAUACGCAGCGACGUUGUGAUGCCGUAAACGUGAGCUCGUGGGCUAUCACGGCAGGAUGGGCGACAUACGCGCUGGCCUCGAGGACCUGAAGCUCGACGGUGUUCCGUUUGCCAACGUUAAAUACUACGUCAGCGGUGAGGCCGACCCGAAGAUUUUGAAUUUAUUGCAAGAAGGUGGAGCGGAGAGGUCUAAUUAUUUUAGCGAUUUCGUUACGCAUCUGAUUGCGGGCAAUGAAGCGUUAGAAAAUGAUAUUUCGGAGGCGAAGGAUCUAUAUCAGAUACCAGCAGUCACGCAAGACUGGAUCUUGUACUCUGUAAAAUGCAAUAAGCUUCUGCCAACGCAGUAUUUCUCUCCAGAAGAGAAUCAGUUGUUCUCGAACAUACGCGUCUGCCUGUCUCAGGUAAGUCGGACAGACAGCAAGUCCCUAUGGGCGAUGAUAACAUUGCAAGGGGGCAAGUGUCAGCUACACCUGGAUAGAUAUUGCACUCACCUGGUUGCGGGCAGAGCAAGCGGUGUGAAGUAUGAAGCUGCUGCGAGACACCGCAUAUCCAUCGUAACACCCGACUGGAUAACUGAAUGUUGCAAGAAGGGCACUCUCGUUAGCGAAGUGGAGUAUCACCCUAGGCUGUUAGUGCCGCCAAAUAGCUCGACCGCCAUGAUUACUGGAUUCAUGGACGAAGACACGGAUAAUAAUGUUGCGCAAGAGGAGCAAAACAGGACUAAGGCCGUGUUGGAGCAAUUGAAGCAGCGCAUGCCGUGGAAUCAGCCGAGUCCACCGGUGUCCUCGGGUGCUUCGCACAGCCUCGGCGCGACGAGUACCGCGACGGUUCCGUAUUCGACGAACGGGCAAAAUACCGUGAAUAUGCAGCCGCAGCAGCAUCUUCCACGAUCGGUUUCCUCGACCAACUUGAGCACUUCCACAGCUGCCCCGUCGGUCUCCGAUCAGGACGUAAUUAAUCAAGCAAAUUGGCUUCCACAGACAUCUCAGCAAAACAUUUCUCAGCAAGUGAAAACUGUAUCGUCACAAAUGCAACAGCAAGAGCUGUCCCCGCAGCAGCAGCAGCAGCAACAGCAGCAAAUGAAUAUGCAACAUCAAUUGAUACAGCAGCAGCAAUUAACGCAGCAACAGCUCGCGCAACAUCAACAACAGCUGCAGCAGCCAUCGUACAACCAACAACUUGUAAGUCAGCAGCAAUCGCCUCAGAUACAACAACUAGUGGGGCAACAGCAAUCAAUAAUGCCUCAACAACAGCAACAACCGAUAAAUACGCAAUUAUCUCAGCAUCAACUGAAUACACAGCAACAGCAAUUAUUAACGUCGCAACAAAAGCAAUUGAAUCAACAUCAAAUUAUUCAGCAACAACAAUUACAGGCUCAGCAGCCACAUUUGACGCAGCAGCAACAGCAAGUACCAUUGGCGCCUCAACAGCAGCAGCAACAAAUAGUGAUGCAGCAGCAGCAACUACCUUCUCAACAGCAACAAUUGGCAGGCCAGCAUCAAUUGGCUCAACAACAGACUCCGCCGCAGCAACUCACUCCCGAGCAAAGGCAACUGAUUUUGUUGCAACAACAGCAACAGCAGAAGAUACAACAGAUCUCGCAGCAACUGCAACAAUCUGCUCCGCAAAACUCUCAACAGUUUGUCAUAAGGGACGGUCAAUUACAACAACAGCCACCAAACCAGCAGUUAAUCGGACCGAAUCAACAAGGUUUUAUCGUUCAGCGAGACUCACAGCAGUGGCAGCAGCAGCAGCAAUACCACUUGCAGCUGCAAAGGCAACAGCAACAAACGAUCGGGCCUCAGAGGCCUGGAGGCCAAUGGAGUCCACAAACGCCUCAGCCGGCUCAACCUCCCCGACAGUUGAUUCAUUUGGACGCGCAGACACAUCAGCAACUGCAGCAAAUGGACCCGCAGCAGAGGGCACAGUUUAUCCAGAAGAUUCAAAAGCAGCGGAACCUGAUAUUGCAGAGACAAAUGCAGAAUCGCCAGGGGCAGCCAAGCUCCCACAUCGCCGUUAUAAGGAGUCCUGGUAAACCAGUCCAGCCAGGUAGUUUACAGUGGGUUCAGCAAGCUCGACCGCAGAUGAUGGGACCGCAACUCGCGCAAACUCCAGGACAGAAGCCGGUACAUCCCGGCGUACAGCCACCAGCAUUAACUCCAAUAAACUCUUCCAAUCAAGUCAUUGUGUCAGCCGGUCAGGCCGUUCAAGGCCCACAAGUACCACAAACAGGCCAAACAUUCCAACAUGGACAGUUGACGCCUCAGCAGAUAGCGCAGUUAUCCUUACAGAAGCAGCAUCAUAUGAUUAGACACUUUCAGCAACAACUGCAGCAACAGCAACAGCAACAGCAGCAGCAAGGCGUGCAGCCAGAUGCGUCCUUAACGCCCCUGCCAAAUAACGCACAAAUUCCACCGGAUCAGCAGCUUGUCGUUAACCCUAAAACAAAAACUGCGCUAGCAAAUAUGCUGACCAACAGAUUACAAGGCGGUGCUGCCGAGGGCAGCGCGGCUGGUCAGUUGAGAUUGAUGACUGCACAGCACCGACCUCCACCCCCGCCUUCACAAGACCCGCAACUCUUGGCCGCUUAUCAGAGGAGGACUCUGGGGAAUAUAACGAAUGGCGCACCACCAGGAACAUCUCUAAAGAUGCAAUAUGCUCCAGUCAUGCCACAAUCUAAGGCUCAGUUUUACGGUCACAAUCCAAAUCUGAAACUGCCGCCACAUCUAUUUCUAUUAGGAUGUUUCUUCGUCAUUGUCGAAUACGACGUGCAACGUCCCACUGAAGUUGCAGUUUGGAAACAAGUUAUUGAAAGACAUGGCGGCGAGGUGGAGUCGCAGUAUUGUGGUCGAGCGACGCAUGUGCUAGCCAUCACACAGAAACAUACAACUGUGGUGCAAGCGUUACGCGAGGGAAAACGUUGCGUCAGCGCACAUUGGCUUUCUGACGUUGUCAGUAAGCAGCAGUUACUCCCACCUUGGCAUGUUCUUCACUUUCCAACGCCGUUCAGCUUAAAUGAGCUUCCAUGUGGCAAACAAAUCAUAUCCUUUUCUGGAUUUGAGGGAGAAGAACGAGCAAAAGUCAAAUUUAUGUUAGAAGCUUUGGGUGCAAAGUACACGACUUACUUUUCCAGGCACAAUACCCUUCUUAUUUGUAGAAGGCCAGAUGGACAGAAAUACAAAAAGGCACGCGAGUGGCAAACCAGCGUUGUAAAUGCACAGUGGUUGACUGAUUUACUUUGCGGACAGAUGAAUGCUUUACAUCAAGUUGAGAGUCAAAAGUAUCAACAGUUCAGUUUGAGUAAUCCUUUCAGACUAGAUUAUUCAAUAGUGCCUCAUGUCAUGGCUGCUUGGAAGAUGCCAAUAAAUAUUACACAAGACUCGUAUGAUAAGGUAAAACAGGUUGGUCAGGGUCCAAAUUCGAUCAGACAAUACAAAAAGCCACGCCUGGAUGGCCCAUUGUUGAAUAAGGACUCGCAUCUUUUAUGUCAGGAUGAACAGAUCGUUCUUAGCAAUCCUAACCCUCCGUCAAUCGAUGAACAACCAAGAAUACUAUUUUCUGGUAUAAACCCUAAAAAUCAUGCCAAGAGAAUUCGAGAGUUGGGGGGCGCUUUAGCCUCUAGCUGGCGAGAUGCCACUCAUCUUGUAAUGUCAGCACCAUUACGAACGGUGAAAUUAUUGUGUUGUUUGUCUCGAUGUAAAUUUAUCGUCAGUCUUCAAUGGCUACUCGAAUGUUCUACAAAAAACACUUUUGUGGAUGAAAGUGCAUACAUGCUCGGUGAUCCAGAAUUUGAGAAAAACUUUAACUGCAAUAUCGAAAAAACUUUAGCGAGCCCCAAUCGAGGAACAGUACUUAAGGGUAAAACAUUUUAUGUUACACCGAGUGUGAUACCAUCUCCUUCGGCAAUUGCGGAAAUAAUAGAAAGUGCUGGAGGUGUAAUGGAGAAGACACGUAGAUCAGUCGCUCAAAUACAAGAGAUGAAUGCCGGAAAAUUAAGUUAUAUUAUCGUGACCCAUGACAAUGACCUCCAUCUACUUUCCGAUGUCUUACGUGCAAAUAUUAGUGUGUACAGUGCAGAAAUUGUAUUAGGCGCGGUUGCACGACAACAUUUUCAACCUGACACGAGUUAAGUCUAAAAUGUGGUUACAUUUUGUUAUAUUUUUAUCCCUGUUAUGGGCCUAUCCAUUCUUUAGUGAUUUAUUUUCGAAACGGAAAUUUUGCUUACUGUCUGCAAUGACAAGGGACAAUAAAGAACAUAAUUUUAUGAUAUAAACAAUUAUUUUUACACAUCUUUAUACCUAUGAUAUUUUCUUUCAAUUGCACUUUGUAUUAUCUAGAGAUAAAUAUGCAUUAAAUUUGAUACGUUUUAUCAUUGUGCGAGAAUUUAUCAUAGCUAAAAGUUUUAUAUAAAAAUGAUGUAUUAGCAUUCGAUUUGUUUCAUAGGAAUAGUUUAUAUAAUUUUAUUCAUAUAAAUUUUAUGAUUUUAAGGACAGCAAAUGAGAAAAAUAUAGAAGUUAUUGCAGGAAAACAUGUGUUUCCAAGUAAGAUAUAUGAUAAAUUUCAAAUAUUUUAUUGAAGUCGGCGAAAAUUUAAUGGACUCGAAGUGUGAGAGAUGAGAGAACUGAAAUAAUUUUAAUUUUGUGAUUGUGAUUUGAGAAAAUCCAAUGAUGCAUGAAAUUUUCAUUGUUAUAUAAUCGAAAGAUGAGAUAUCGUAUUUAUCAUUGAUGAUCGUGUAAUACUCUCAAAAAUAUAUCGUGAAACAAA